Molecule: messenger RNA, 429 nt
Organism: Closterium sp. Yama58-4
Lineage: Eukaryota; Viridiplantae; Streptophyta; Zygnematophyceae; Desmidiales; Closteriaceae
Source: the annotation of a GenBank genome assembly
AUGCGCUACUCCAAGGCGAAAUGCGAGGCUGUUCUGAAAGAGUACAGAUCGGCUGUAGACACCAUUGCAGAGCGUUUGUUGGAGGAGGGCGAGGUGACAGGAGACGCCAUUCACAGCAUCUUUAAUGCUGCUCCCAAGUUCCCCCAGCCCCCAGUGCGGCCGAUAGACGAGUACGCAGUGCUGGUCCACCAGGGCAGGUGGGGCAUUCACGGGGCCUCCCUCCCCGGCCGAGCCACCUUCCACCCCGGCAACUCCGGCUACGCCACCUUUGGAGCGCCGCGGCCGCAGCAGGUGCAGGCAGUGAGCGACGAGACGUGGCGGGUGGUGGAGGGCAUCUGGAGGGAGCGAAUUGCAGAGCUGCGGCAGAUGGACGAGGAGGACGAGGAGGAGAGAGAGCAGCAGCUGCUGCUUCCUGACUUGGUGCUGUAA